AUGUACUGGAGCUCACUGCUCUUUGCAGCGGAGUCUGCAGCCCUCGGCUUAAAAGCCUCCUUCUGGGACCCCGAGCCACUUGCUGGGCCUGGAGUAUCUCGCCCAUCGGAGAUAAUCAAGUCCUGGUUUGCUCCAUGGGGAGAUUCAGAGUCCGUGCCUGAGAGCGGUCGCCACGAUACGGGCUUGAAUGCAAUACCUGCACAGCAAUCAAAUCCGUGGCACCGGGAUACUCAGCAAGUUAUACCUAUUUCAAGAGAGGCUGAGAGUUUAGAGAAAGCUGAGGGUAACAUUACCCUGAAAGUUGAUCAGGACUUUCAAGUCAUCUAUCCUGGGCAAACGCAAUAUGUUUGGGCAAUCGUCGAGACCUGCGACGAGCCUGCAUAUGGGUCGGAAUACCUCGUCCUCGAGUCUUCUGACCUAAGCGUUUGGAAUCUUUCAAUUGCCGAGGACAUCGCCGGGUGCUAUGAGAUACAUGAUGGAGGUACGAAGAUCAGGUGCCAGUGGAUGGAUUUUUACCCUGGUACAUCGAUGCCAGUGAGGCUGCCAUUGAGGCUGGGUGAAUACACUGGACCAGAAAUAAAGUUCAAUCUCACGCUUACGUCUUAUAACUAUGGCGAGGCACCGGAAGUCAAAACGGCCCCGGUGCACUGGCACAAAAGAGACUUACUAACCUAUGUUCAAAACGAUGCCUCGGAGUUUCCGCAGCCGCGCUCCAUUACAGUGCGCUGUCUUCCGAAAUCCGAUGAUGAGCAGGCACGACUGAAGCAACAUUUCAAGUGGGCUGACUUCCAACCAACAGGCUUUUAUCUGAAUCCUAAUGUCAGCCUGGAUAUCACCGUUUCUGGACCAUUAUUCGGCUCGCAGCCGCAGUUGAUGGUUGGUACUCCCGCUUUAGUGCACCCGGAUUAUCAUAGUGAAGACAUGCCCGGGGGGCUGCGGGAGUUACAGCCGUUGCGAAAUGGUCAUAAUUUUGUGUCUGAUCCGCUCGGUGGGAUUUUGUAUAUCCGCUACUCUCAUCCUGCGUUUGUAAAUAUACCCCCGGUGACGGUUACACUCGGCAAAGGCAGUGCAGUCCAGCCAUUCCCAUUUUUCCAGGAGGGAAUCACACGCCCUGCUCAGUGGAAGGCCAUGUUGGACGCCACUACCGUCCCGUUUGCGGAGGUCAGUGGUGCACGAGUUAUUCUCACAGGUCUAGCUGCGGAUGUCAAACAUCACGCAGAUCGAGGACAAGAUCAGAUGCAGCUACUGGAUACAUAUAAGAGGAUCAUCAAGGCCCAAGAUACUAUCAGCGGUCUGAGGCUUCCUGCAUGGAGCCCUAGGGACAAGCCCAGUCUCUUACGGCCAAUGGUUGUACAAACCAGAGGGCACAUUGACCCAAAUUCAUAUAACUUUCGUGCCGCCAUUCCACAUGAAAGGAGUGGCGAGAUGUGGUGGCAGCCCGCCCUUCGCCAAUCCUGGAUGGUGUGGCACGAACUGGGCCAUCAUCGCCAACACACGAAUACAUGGAGCUGGGGUGCACAGGGUGAAGUCACAGUCAACAUUUAUUCUCUAGCCGCCCAACGGACCUUCUUCAAUGAAACUCGAUACGAUAGGCCUAUCAAAGAGUGGAACAAUGCUAAGGCCUAUCUCAGCCAAUCUGGGGAUAAGGACUUUGAUACUGCACCCGUCUACACUAAGCUUGUUAUGUUUGAGCAACUGCGUGUCGUAUUCGGCGAUCGGUUUUUCCACCUACUUCAUAUGUCCUCGCGGAGAGCACUAGAUCAACGCUCUGAUGCUGACAUGAAACAUUACUUCAUGACUAAAGCCGCACAAAUCGCCAGAAAGAACCUCACCAACUACUUCGUGAAAUGGGGACUGAAGCCUGAAUAUCGCACCGUUCAACAAAUGAAAAAACAGCCCGAACCAUCCGACGACUACACCACUUGGCCGGUUUAUGGAGGCAGCUAG
This is a messenger RNA of Aspergillus pseudotamarii, 1947 nucleotides long. RefSeq names its product peptidase M60-like family-domain-containing protein. NCBI's taxonomy places the organism in Eukaryota, Fungi, Ascomycota, Eurotiomycetes, Eurotiales, Aspergillaceae. The record is from RefSeq and is a predicted model, not a curated record. The transcript has a single exon. Bases 1 to 1947 code for a protein of 648 amino acids.